GCAUGCUGGGAAACGCCGCUUGCGUCACUAAGUCCGUCCCGCCAAAUUCGAUUGAGGAAGUGUCCCGGACAGCUCGGUGUGUGAGGAGGAGGACUGGCUGACAGACAGCGCAAACCCUGCCAUCAAUAUGUGGAAUGAUAUUGAAAUUUUAGCAAGUGAUGACACUGGAAGCUGCCGUUUGAACAUUGAUUCACGGCAUGAAAGUGGCACCUCUUUAUAUCAAGUGGACACGCUACUUAAAAUUGCAUCAACUGAAAAGGUGAUUGUCAAUCCAAAACUAUUUGCCUACAGUUCAAAUGAGGGAUGUGUAAUUGUUGCUGACAAAUCUGUAUGCCUGCUUGAUAGCAUUUGUCAGUCUCUUCAGCUCCAGUUACAGUUUGAUACAGAAGUAGAUGUUGUGGGCGUUUGUCAUGAAGGACAGUUUCUCCUUGUUGGAGAGAGAAAUGGCAAUGUUCAUCUUAUUCAUGUGAUAUCUAGACAGAUCUUGAUUACAAAGGCUAUGGUACAAAGUUGUGUAAAAGAUGGUGGACAAACCUUUAAAAAAUUACUUAUAGAAAAAGAUACUUCAGAUGAAGGUGUGUAUCACAUGUUCCUUUUGACAAAUGGAGGCAUCUACUGUAUAAUGUACUUUCAUCUUGCAAGGAUAAAUGAUGCCGUGGAGAAAAUGGACUUCAGUUCUGCAAAGGAGUUGGAAGGAAAGCUCAAGACUUGUUUUACAUCUACAGAGAAGUAUCACACUGAAAGCUGUUUGAAUUUAGUCAUUGGGGAUUUGACAAGUGAUACUCAACUAAUUGUUGGGGGAAGAGGUGAUUAUGCUCUCUCAAAGUGGAAAAUGGAUCCUGUGAAAAAACAUCUUGCUGUCCAAACUCUUGCUGAUUGUAGUAUGAUCCAAGGUGCAAAGAAACUACAGAUUUUGGACAACCUGUUGUUUGUUCUGGAUGAGCAUGGCAUUCUGAGUGUAUGGGAUGUGUAUACUCUGGUUUUAGUAUGGGAUUGGCCUUCCUUUCACAUAUCGGACUUUCUUUUAACAACAGAAGGAGAUUCAUCUUCAGUUACACGGCGAACAGACACUAACCUUAAGCUUAUAGUUUUAACAGUGCCAAAUGAUAAACAGAUGAGAAACUUGGCGGUUUAUUCCUUGCCCACAAUGCACCAUUUGUAUUCUAUUGAAGUAUCUGAUGUUUCCAGUCUUGUUCAAAUUGGCAUCACAAUGGAUACAAUAUAUCUUCUAGAAGGAAUAUAUGAUGACCACGAGGGGUCAUCUGGGGGCCUGGUCAGUGGGCUUGCACUGAGAUGUCUAACUGAAGCUUUACCAGAAAACAGGUUAAGUCGAUUACUUCACAAGCUUAAAUUUGAGGAAGCGGAGAAGUUUGCAAUACAGUUUGGACUGGAUGUUGAGCUUGUGUAUAAAGUAAAAGUCAACACCAUACUGGAGAAAAUGGCAUCCACAUCCAUUGGAAGUUAUGGACAGUCUCUCUGGCAGGAGCUUGUGGAUGAAGCCAAAGACAGUCUAGUAAAAAUAAAGGAUGACAACUUUGUGACUGAAUACUGUGUUAAUGCCCCCUGGCCUACUUAUGAAACAGCCUUUGAUAUGCUGAGUUAUGCAAAAACCAGGAUUCAGAAAAGGGAGGACAAGGCUUUACCAGUAACUUCAGAUGAUAUUCCCAUUUCCAUCAUCGAUGUACUAAGAGCACAGGCCAGAUUGGCUAGUUUUUAUGGUGCUUUUGGACCAGAUAAAUUCAGUGGAAUUGCAUGGAUAGAGUUUUUAAACAACAGUGAUGUGCUAAAAGACAUCUUCUAUCAAUUGGAGGAAGUAAAUUUGUCGUGUGCACAGUACCUGUGGCUGAGACAUCAGGCAGAAUUUGAAAGCAAAUUUGAUGAGAAGUUUCUUGAAAAGCUUCUUAGCAUAAUUCCUGCAAAUAUCCCUUCACAAGAAUUGUGCCUCUGGUUUAAAAACAUAUUGGUUCCAUUUGUGAGAAGAAUUGUGCCAAAAGGACACAAAAUUAUUGCAAAAUGGCUGGAACAUAGAGCACGGUCUCUAGAACUAACUGAUAAAGCCAACUGGCCAGAAAACGGUUAUGAAAUGGCAGAAGUAUAUUUUACAUCAAAAAAUCCAGCAGAGCUUGGCAUUGCCUCUUCUUGGCUUUGGAUCCCUCUGAAAGAAGACUGUGACUGUGAGGAAGUUCAGCAGUUGAUGAAGCUUGUCACCAGCCUCCAGGAGUUGGUGGAACUGUAUAGGAAAUAUAACUGCAGGCUUGCCCUUUCUGAUUUUGAAAAGGAGACUACAACUACAAUCGUUUUCCGCAUGUUGGAUAAAGUCUUGGCUCCUGAGCUUAUUCCAUCCACUUUAGAAAAGGUUAUUAGGCCCUAUAUGCAUCAGCAUAACCUAUUAGAAGAAGAACUUCUACUUCAGUACAUCAAGGAUAUGUUGGAGCGCUGCAGUUCUCGCUCUGUAUCACUGUUUGAAACUGCAUGGGAGGCAAAGGCAAUGGCUGUUAUUGGGUGUAUGACAGAUACAGAUUUAAUAUUUGAUGCUGUCCUUCAAAUAAUGUAUGGCGCUGUGGUUCCAUGGAGUGAUGCAGUAGAGCAGCUUGUCAAACAACAUCUAGAGAUGGAUCAUCCCAAGGUAAAGUUACUGCAGGAAAGCUACCGACUUAUGGAAAUGAACAACCUUUUGCGUGGUUAUGGGAUCAGGGCAUUUAACUUUCCACAUGACAAAAAUAUAAUGGGUUUAAUUAAAUACAUCCUAAAGCAAGAUUCCCCUUCAUCUUUGGAAGAUGCUUUGAAAAUUGCUAAAGCAUAUCAGCUGCCCACAGUAGAGGUGUACAUAUUUAGGCUUGUGCAGCUAAUUUAUAUGAACAGGGGUGAUGAAUGCUUGAAUCUUUUAAAGUCAAUUUCUCCAUCUGAAGCAGAAAUAACAGUUGAGCGUCUGUCUCUGUGGGCAAGAAUAGCAUUGCAGGAGAGCCCAGGCACUUCUGAGGAGUUCAAGGAAGAUCAGAAAAGAAUUGCAAGAAUACUAGUGGACAUACUCAAAUUCAAUUUGUGCAGCAUUAAAGAUCUUUUAAAAAGAGAGAUUUUUGAAACCAAUUUAAAAAUGUUUGAAGCAAUCUCUAGUUUACAGGAAGAUUUUGACAUAUUCCUUUCACUGGAUGAGUAUGAAAACCGAUCUUUUCUGUCUCAUCUUAGAGAAGAGCAUAUUAUUGCUUAUGAGACUACCAGGUCCAUGUCUAAAUCUGAAAAGACAACAGAACAGAUUCCGAAUACUAACCAUCAUUCCAAGGUGCCAUCAACAGAGUCCAGGUUAUACAGACUUGCCUUGCUUCUACAAGUCUCAGAACAAGAGCUAGGUGCAGAACUAGCCCUGAGAGCUCUGUCAGCUGGAAAGGUUGAUAAGUCUUUGCAGAUCUGUCGGGAUCUAUAUGAACAUCAUUGUAAUUCUCAGACUGGAAAGUUACUUUUCCUUGUUUCUCAGAAAUUGUGCCAAAUGUUGGAAGCAAAUACUCCAAUGGUAAUACCUCCUGGAAUGAAUUUGCCUGCCAUCACUCUUCAGCUAUCUUGUCAGGCAGUCACGAUAAGCAGUCCAGAUCUCUUGCUGGAUGCUUUGGAACUUUGUAAAUAUACACAUAUUGCUGUGGAACUUUACAGACAAUGUCAUAUUGAAGAUUAUGGAUUUAUUACCAAAAAUGCCAGUUUUGGAGGUGACCGAGAUCAUUACAAAGAGUGGACCUAUGAAGAAUUCUUCAGUGAAGAUGGAAUUGUCCUGGAUUCCUUGGUGGUUUUGCCAGUUGCUUAUAAUUUAGCUACAGCUUUUGUUCCAAGCACAGCUGGUAAAAAGAUGUAUCCUUUGGAUUGUGCUAAUCUGGCUACCUGUUCAUGCACUAAAGGAGAAAACAUGCUGCUUCCUGCUAAAACUCCUAUUGUUGCAUUACUGGAAAAUUUACAAGAAUGCAGUCAAUGUGAACUGACCUUGAAGCUCAUAACAAGAGCAUUUGGUACAUGUUUACAGCACAGCGUUUCAAAUUAUAUAGAUGAUAAUUUAAGUACAAAGUUGCACGAUGAAAAGAUAAUGGCAGAAACCAAAACAUUUAUUUCAAUACUUGGAGAGAAAACCAAAACUUUGAUUAAGGAUACAUCUAUGGCGUUAUUACACAAGGUUUUCAAUUGCCGUUUAGUGGACUGCAACCUUGCGCUGGGUUAUUGCACACUUCUACCCAAGACAGACGUUUUCACAAAGUUGUGGGAUGUCAUAAACAAUACAUGGCAAAACUACAACAAGGUUCUGGCAGUAGCAAUCGUUGGAGCCCAGCUUGCUUUUAUAUGUCAAGAAAAUGAAGAAAGAGAGAAAUUUCAAGAGCUUGUAACUGAUGCUGUAUGGGGUACCGAGCUCGGUAGCUUUGGAAUAUCUUUCCAGUCUGCCUUCCGACAAGGACCACAACAGAAGAAAGAGCUUAUUUCAACAUUAGUUCAAAAUUCAAAUGUGGAUACAGAACUUAUACUUAAAUACUGCAACACAUUUAUGUUGGAUAGCGAUGCUGCACUCCAACUUUACAUAGAAACGCUGCUUCUGUCUGGUUCAAGCUGGAAACACAGCCGUGAAGAUUGUGCAAGAGAUUCUGAACAGCAUGCUCAGCUUGUGACUAAAGCAAAAGCGAUAAUUCCUCUGCUAAAUAGCACAGAAGAUCUAGUUAUUAGUCUUACGGGUAUACUGCAUAAGAUGGAUCCCUAUGACUAUGAAACUAUUGAGGCGGCCUUGCAAGUUAUAAUGGCUGCAGAUGAAAAGAAUACCAAUAUCCAACUUAGUCAGGCUUUAAAUUUGAUCAAUCUUCUUAAAUCUUACAAGAGGAUUUCUCCUCCUGGUGAUAUAGAGCACCAGUACAUACUGGAGCAUGGUAUUUCAAUGUCCAGUACUGCACACACUAGACUACCCUUCCAUUUGCUUUUCUUCACAACCGCCUCAAGCUUCUGGGCCAUCAUAUCUGCUGAACUAAGUGAAGAGUCCUUCCCGUCAUUGCUUCUCAUCUCCAAACACAUGAAGGUUUCACUGGACACUUUGUAUAUGACCGCUGUCAAGCAUGUGUUUGAGAAAAGUUUACGACCCAAAGCACUCAAACUUAAAAAUAAUGAAUGCGCUUCCCUUAUUAACAAAGAAACUGCAAAGACUGUGCUUACUAUUCAGUCAUACCUUCAGUCUAUUAGUAACCCAGAGUGGGCUGCAGCUAUAGCUCACAGAAUUGCACAAGAGCUUCCAACAGGGCCUGAUAAAAUUCACGCAUUAAAAUUUUGCUUACAUUUGGCUGAAAACUGGAAAAGAAACACAUCUCCUAAGGUGGAGGCUCAUGAAAGAGCAGAAGUGCUAAUAAAGAAGCUCACUGUGCAAUACCAGCGGUCAGCCACAGAAAAUGUUCUGAUAACACACAAACUAAAUAUGCCUGACUUUUUGAAACAGAUUGGUAUACCGGCCAAUCUCAUAGUUUCGCUAUAUGAGCACAGCAGUGUGGAAGAAAGGAUACGAAAUCCAACAGGCAGAGAUUAUCCAGACAUACAUACCGCAGCAAAGCAAAUAGCUGAAGUGAAUAACUUGAGCAUGAGCAAAAUUCGAGACCUUCUCCUUGACAAAUGGUUGUGUCCAACUACCCUGCCACAAGCUGUAAAAGACAAAGAUGUAUUUGGUGAUGUACAAGGAGAUGAAGACCUCAGUAGAGUUCUAUAUCUUCUCCAGCCAUACCAUAUGGAUUACAGUUCAAGAAUGCUGUAUACAAUUGCAAUUUCUACUACUUCUCCUAUUGGUGAAAACAAACUGACAUUUGCACAUAGAAGUAGAGCUUUACAGUGCUUGAUUCAUUUAGCUGACACAGAGACUGUCGUGUCGCUUGUCAAAAAACCUAUGGACCAAGUAAAGUAUUAUCUGAAAUGCUGCAUUUACCUGUCAGAGUUUGAAAUCUUGAACAUACCAUAUACCAUCGAAUCAUUUCACAGCAGUCCCAAAGAGGGCAUGAUUAAAGGCCUCUGGAAGAACCACAGCCAUGAAGCAAGGGCAGUGAGAUUGGUAACAGAGCUCAGUUUGGAAUAUCAAGUUUAUGAUCCUCAGCUCUGGAGCGGACUAUUACAAAAGUUACUUGGAUUUAACAUGAUGACUUACCUGAGAAAGGUGUUAAUAGCCAUAACUUGUAUUCACUGCCUAUGGGAGGUACCAAACUUCAGUAGAGCGUGGCGCAGUGUUAUUCUGGCACCAUUUGCUUGUGCCUCUUGCCCGCCAAGCCCUUCACAGCUUGCUGAGUGCUACCAGUCUUUCCUAGUGCUCUUAAAGUGCCCUGUACUAGCUGAUCUGGACCUUUUAGGAAUUGCUAGGCAGUAUGCACACAUUGAUUUACCAGCAUUUACUUUAGGCUGUCUCUUGUUAAUUCCACAUGCUGAUAAAAGAGAGCAACAGAUUCAGGGUUUUCUUAAUGCUUGCAAUCCAGAAACGGUUUUGCUUCAAGUAGUAGACUGCAUGAACACUGGGGAAGUGGCAGGCAUUGCAUCACAGAUAAAGGCUUUAAUUUUGGACAGUGUGAUUAAGAGGAAACAGCUUGAAAAGUUUGUGAAAACAAAAUGCUACAAUGUGCUAAAAACUGAGGCAAUUAAUUCUAACCGUGUAAAAGACCUGGCAGAUUAUCUGCUGAACAGGAACUGUUUAGAUGAUGCUGCCGAACUUGUAAUAGAAUGCCUAUAUCGUCGUGGAAAACCUUACCCAAGAGAUGCAACAUCCCUGGACCUUGUGAAGACUUUUCUACGGGACCAAACGUCUUAAAAAUAUGUGUUUUCAAUAAGCACAACAGUGGAGCCAGGAUAUUAUUUCUGUGGUUUGCUGUCCAUGAAAAAUGUUACAAAAAAUCAUUAAAAAAAAAAAAAAAAAUCAAGGCAUCACUUAAUAUGAAGUUUAUUAUUCCAGGUUUUAAUGCUUGUACGUGCACCUUCCCAUGGAUAGAUUGUGUGUAUGUAAGCUUUUCUCCAUAUACAUUUUUUGUUUGUAAUCUCGUUGUACGUUAUACAUCAUUUACUAGAAUUGUUUGACAAACAGCAUAGUCACUUGUAUUAUUUCAAAGAAGCUUUAUUUUACACAGCGGAAUAAGUUUUAUGUUUGUUUGUUAUAAGGUUUUAUAUGUUUAUCUCUUAAAUCGGUUUCAAUAAAGAUUGGUUGUCAAAAGUA
This is a messenger RNA of Rana temporaria (common frog), 7189 nucleotides long. RefSeq names its product kinetochore associated 1 (gene KNTC1). The coding region runs from base 128 to 6790 and encodes 2220 amino acids. Gene Ontology annotation, cellular component: RZZ complex; cytoplasm; kinetochore microtubule. Gene Ontology annotation, biological process: mitotic spindle assembly checkpoint signaling; mitotic sister chromatid segregation; protein localization to kinetochore involved in kinetochore assembly. NCBI's taxonomy places the organism in Eukaryota, Metazoa, Chordata, Amphibia, Anura, Ranidae. The record is from RefSeq and is a predicted model, not a curated record. The transcript is spliced from 64 exons. Gene Ontology annotation, molecular function: small GTPase binding.